CAUUUGUUUGCUACUUCACGCCAACUUUCAAAAACUUCAUGUCAGGAUUAUUUUGUUUAUCCUAAAAACCUGCCAGAAGUAUCCGACAGUCUUUUUCAAUCAUGUAUAGACAUUUUUCAAAAUC
This is a messenger RNA of Dentiscutata erythropus, 124 nucleotides long. The record is from the annotation of a GenBank genome assembly. NCBI's taxonomy places the organism in Eukaryota, Fungi, Glomeromycota, Glomeromycetes, Diversisporales, Gigasporaceae.